Molecule: messenger RNA, 582 nt
Organism: Fusarium mangiferae
Lineage: Eukaryota; Fungi; Ascomycota; Sordariomycetes; Hypocreales; Nectriaceae
Exons: 5
Coding region: 1-582 (193 amino acids)
Biological process (GO): DNA-templated transcription; transcription initiation at RNA polymerase III promoter
Cellular component (GO): RNA polymerase III complex
Source: RefSeq, a predicted model, not a curated record
AUGUUCAUCCUGACCAAGAUCGCCGACUUGGUGCAAAUUGCGCCAGAGGAUUUCUCUAAGCGCAGCAUAGACGCAAUCGAGGACAACAUCAAUGCCAAGUACUCUAAUAAAGUCAUUCAAAAGAUUGGACUCUGUAUCUGCUUGUACGAUUUGCAGUGGGCUUCAGAGGGUCUCAUUGGUCAUGGCACAGGCUUGGUAAACGUGAACACUGAGUUUCGUAUGGUUGUAUUCCGUCCUUUCAAGGGUGAAGUCAUGAUUGGCAGAAUACGAAGUUCUACACCCGCAGGUAUCAAUCUGAGAACAGAUUUCUUCGACGAUAUCUUUGUGCCGUUUGAGGAGUUACCAGAGGGUGCUGAAUACAACCACAGCGAACAACUCUGGAUCUGGAAUCUCGACGAGGAUCGACUCUUCUAUGAUAACCAUGAGAUGGUUCGCUUUCAAGUAAUCGAUGAGGAGUGGCAUGAUCAAGCUCCUGCUGGACCAACACAAGCCGAAGAUUCACCCUUGAAAACUCCGUACCGCAUCAAGGCCAGUAUGGCUGCUGAAGGAUUAGGCGUAUGCCUGUGGUGGGAUGGAGCAUAG